Molecule: messenger RNA, 1581 nt
Organism: Triticum turgidum subsp. durum (durum wheat)
Lineage: Eukaryota; Viridiplantae; Streptophyta; Magnoliopsida; Poales; Poaceae
Source: the annotation of a GenBank genome assembly
AUGAGUAGAGUUCUUCCACUCAUUGCCAUGCUGCAGCAGGGUGAAGGAGAGAGUUCUUGGGGGAUGGCCAGUGAUCGUGGUAGAGCUGUACCACUCGGCCAAGCUCUUGGAUAUGGAAUCCAAGGCCAUGCUCCUCCCCCUGCUAACUUCCUGAGGGAGUUGCAACCGGCAGCCGCUGCUUACUUUGGCGAGUUGGAGGAGGCCCUUAUCCAUGGCACCUGCGCUGCCGGUAUCGAUCCUGUCAUGAUCGAAAGUGAUGCCCACACCAAGUCAGCGGCAGUAGCAGCAGCGGCAGGAUAUCUCGCGGCUAGGCCCCCCACGCUGGAGAUCUUCCCUUCUUGGCCAAUGAGUCAUCUACAGCAGCCAUACAGUGGGAACUCGCAGUCAGUAGGGAGCACUGACUCCAGCUCCGCGCAGAACACAAUGUCACAGGCCGAGUUGGUGUCCCCAGUGAGCAUGAGGACCGACUCUGGGCAGCAGCAGCAGAACCAGCAGGAGGCGUUGAUGGUGACCAUUGAUGAUUACAACUACAGUCAAGGACUUGGGGCUGCACCAGCCACUGCACCAAGCUUACAGCAACAUGCAGGAGCCCAAGAUAAGAGAAAGCAUGGAUCCACAAGAAAAGAUGGCAAGUUGGUAGAUCCCAAGACUGAAAGGCGAUUGGCGCAGAACAGAGAAGCUGCGAGGAAGAGCAGGCUGAGAAAAAAGGCUUAUGUUCAGCAGUUAGAAACAGGCCGGAUUAGGCUUCAGCAGAUCGAGCAAGAGAUUCAGAGAGGGCGCUCACAGGGUCUGCUCACGGGAGGAUGUAGCGCGCCCGGAGAGAUGAGUUCCGCCGCUGUGAUGUUCGACAUGGAGUACGCCCGAUGGUUAGACGAAGACAACAAGUACAUGGCGGAGAUUCAGGGCGCUCUGCAGGCCCAGGUCCUCGACGCGAACCUCGGCACCAUUGUCGAAGACUGCAUGCGGCACCACGACGAGCUGUUCCACCUGAGGGCCGUGCUCGCCAGGUCCGACGUCUUCCACCUCAUGACCGGCAUGUGGGCGACGCAGUCCGAGCGGUGCUUCCUCUGGAUGGCCGGCUUCCGGCCUUCUGAAAUCCUCAAGAUGCUGAUACCUCAGCUUGAUCCGUCGACGAAGCAGCAGCUGCUGGGGAUGUGCAACCUGCAGCAGUCAUCAGAGCAGGCCGAGGAGGCGCUCGAGCAGGGGCUAAAGCAGCUGCACCAGUCACUGGCCGACGCGGUGGGCGCUGGCCCUCUCAAUGACGGUGCAGAUGUUGCCAACUAUACCGGUCUCAUGGCUCUAGCUCUUGACAGGCUCAACAACCUUGAGAGCUUUUAUCGUCAGGCCGACAAUCUGAGACAGCAGACCCUGCAUCACAUGCGGCGGAUCCUCACCACCAGGCAGACGGCCCGGUGCUUCGUCUCCCUCGGAGAGUACCACCGCCGCCUCGGCGCCCUCAGCUCCAUCUGGGCUUCACGCCCUCGCGAGAACUUCAUGAUGCCAGAGAAUGUCAGCUCUACAGCAACAGAGUUCCAGUCCGUUCACCAGCAGCCUCAGCAAAACCAGUUCUCCGGCCUCUGA